AGUCAUUGGCUCCCUGCGGUUUCCUUGGGGACGUGGCGCCGCGGCCGGCGCAGGCCUCCUUCCGGCUGGGCUGGAGUCCGUGGGCAUUCGCGCCGGACCGAGCGGAGAGGUCCUGAAGGAACCGGCGCGCCGCUGGGCCGGCUGCAGGCUGAGGAGAUGCCUGGGACACGGAGACCACCCUCUCAGGGCAAGAGGAAAAGGUGACAGGCGCUGGACCACUAAAGGGAACCCAUGGCUAGGAUCAGUUUUUCCUACCUCUGCCCAGCCUCCUGGUACUUUACUGUGCCCACAGUGAGCCCAUUUCCCCGACAGCGGGUGGCAUUCCUAAGUCUCUUCUUCAUAUCCUGUCUCCUUCUACUUCUGUUAAUCAUGGACUUUCGACAUUGGAACGCUUCAUUACCACGAGAUAGGCAAUAUGAAAGGUAUUUGGCUCGCGUAGGGGAGCUUGAAGCUACAAACACUGAAGACCCAAAUCUAAAUUAUGGACUUGUUGUGGACUGUGGCAGCAGUGGCUCCCGGAUUUUUGUUUAUUUUUGGCCAAGACAUAAUGGGAACCCCCAUGACUUGCUGGACAUCAAACAGAUGAGAGACCGUAACAGCCAACCAGUGGUUAAAAAAAUCAAGCCAGGAAUCUCUGCCAUGGCAGACACGCCUGAACACGCCAGCGAUUACCUUCGUCCUCUGCUGAGCUUUGCUGCUGCUCAUGUGCCUGUGAAGAAGCACAAGGAGACCCCCCUUUACAUUCUGUGCACAGCGGGCAUGAGGCUUCUUCCUGAGAGGAAGCAGUUGGCUAUCUUGGCUGAUCUAGUGAAAGAUUUACCACUGGAGUUUGACUUCCUCUUUUCACAGUCUCAGGCAGAAGUGAUCUCUGGGAAGCAGGAAGGGGUUUAUGCGUGGAUUGGAAUCAACUUUGUUUUGGGAAGAUUCGACCAUGAGGAUGAAUCAGAUGCGGAAGCUCCUCAGGAAUUGACAGCAGGACGCAGAAGGACAGUAGGAAUACUGGAUAUGGGAGGAGCCUCUCUCCAAAUUGCUUAUGAAGUUCCUACCUCAACAUCUGCCCUUCCUCCAAAGCAGGAAGAAGCUGCGAAGAUCCUGCUGGCUGAAUUCAACCUGGGUUGUGAUGUGCAGCACACUGAACAUGUGUAUAGGGUUUACGUCACCACCUUUCUGGGUUUUGGGGGCAAUUUCGCCCGACAGCGAUAUGAGGACCUUGUGCUGAAUGAAACUCUUAGCAAAAACAGGUUGCUUGGCCAGAAGACAGGUCUGAGUCCUGACAAUCCAUUUCUGGAUCCUUGCCUGCCUGUGGGACUCACAGAUGUGGUGGAGAGGAACAGCCAGGUCCUGCAUGUCCGAGGAAAAGGAGACUGGGCUGCCUGUGGGGCGAUGCUGAGCCCCCUGCUGGCUCGCUCCAACACCAGCCAGGCCUGGCUGAAUGGCAUCUACCAAUCACCAAUUGACUUCAACAACAGCGAGUUCUAUGGUUUCUCUGAGUUCUUUUACUGUACGGAGGAUGUGUUGCGCAUCGGUGGCCGCUACCACGGGCCGACAUUUGCCAAGGCUGCUCAGGAUUACUGUGGCAUGGCUUGGUCAGCACUAACUCAGAGAUUCAAGAACGGCCUUUACUCACCACAUGCAGAUGAGCAUCGACUCAAAUAUCAGUGUUUCAAAUCGGCUUGGAUGUACCAAGUCCUUCAUGAAGGAUUCCACUUUCCCUAUGACUACCCAAACCUACGGACAGCCCAGCUGGUCUAUGACCGGGAGGUUCAGUGGACGCUGGGAGCCAUUCUGUAUAAAACCCGAUUCUUACCACUCAGGGAUCUACGGCAGGAAGGUGUUCGACAGGCCCACGGUAGCUGGUUCCGUCUCUCCUUUGUCUACAACCACUAUCUCUUCUUCGCCUGUAUCCUGGUGGUGCUAUUGGCCAUCAUCCUGUACCUUCUGCGGCUACGCCGAAUUCACAACCGACAAACUCGAGCCUCAGCUCCAUUGAACUUGCUGUGGAUUGAAGAGGUGGUGCCCAUGAUUGGGGUACAGGUGGGGCCAUGAGGCUGGGCAAGGACCAUGGAAGCUUGACUACCCCAGAGUUGCUGCUCAUUGAAUUCCACCAUUCUCUUGUACUAGCUUCAGAUGCUGCUUUGCCUGGCCUUGUGGAUAUUUGAUGUUGAAAUUUCCAUUUUACUAUCUUCUUUAAUUCCUUCUCAAUCUCCAGGUUCUCUUAUCUGACAGAAUUAGUCUGUGAAGAACUAAAUAAUGAGAGAUUGGUGCUAAAAAAGGUGACCAACCUUAGUCCAAUUGAAGCACGCUUCUCCUUUAUCUGAGAGAUCUGAUGUGUUCCUGGGAUCUAGACUUUUUUCCCCUUGCUGAAGCAUGAAGUUUGGCAUUGGGCAUACUGGAAGCCAGGUUGAAACCAAACUUGGAGCGUCUGAUACAAAGCUGAAGAUAUUCUGGCAAGUGAAGCAGCCCCUUCUUUCUCUGUAACAGAGAUAUCAUUUAUGUGGAGAUCCACAACCUUUAAUAGGGAUCCAAGAUAUGAAUUUGCAGUUCAGUGGAACAGAUAUGAAUUUUCAGGCAACCAAAAUAACUUCCUUGCUUCUUUGACAAAGAAGCCAUUAUGAGUGUGGUCCAAGGUCCCUAACAUAGUGUUGCUGAUGUUAGUAUGUGAUUUUAAAAGGUUAGAACUCCUUCUAAAUGAAUGGAUCGUCGAAGAUUUUGACUAAAUCUUAUCUGAUGUCUUGUAGGACCAGGAUAGAAAAAUUUUCCAUGUCUAUGUGCCUCAGAGGCUGUUUGGGCAUUAAUUUUUCUU
Miniopterus natalensis is the source of this 2803-nucleotide messenger RNA. It is a transcript of the gene ENTPD7, whose product is annotated as ectonucleoside triphosphate diphosphohydrolase 7. Gene Ontology annotation, cellular component: membrane; Golgi apparatus. Gene Ontology annotation, biological process: CTP metabolic process; UDP catabolic process. Lineage: Eukaryota; Metazoa; Chordata; Mammalia; Chiroptera; Miniopteridae. Gene Ontology annotation, molecular function: ribonucleoside triphosphate phosphatase activity; GDP phosphatase activity; UDP phosphatase activity. The record is from RefSeq and is a predicted model, not a curated record.